AUGUCCUUUGGGGCCUUUUGGGUGUUUAUGGCAGCAGCGAUCACAGCGCCAUGGAACUACACCCUCAUCAGGUUCUUCAUUGGCUGCGCAGGUGCCACCUUCGUUACCAACCAAUUCUGGUGCUCGCUCAUGUUUGCUCCGAACGUGGUAGGCACAGCCAACGCUACAGCAGCGGGCUGGGGCAAUUUGGGUGGUGGCGUCACGCAAAUUUUUAUGAUGUCGGUAUUGUUUAAUCCCAUGGUCGAGUCGGGCUUGGAGCCAAAUGUGGCGUGGCGAGUUUCCAUGGUGGUGCCGGCCAUCAUGUUUGUGAUCUGCGCUGUUUGCAUGAAGCUGGGAUAUGCCAACCGGCAAACAUUACGAUCCGGCAAUCACCGGGAAAACGCAAAAACCCAGCAUGUGGGAGUCUUGGAUGAAAUCAGCGGCAUGCAGGAAAUGAACUUUUUGUUUGUGUUGUCUUCAUUCGGCCAGCUGACGCCAGCAUGCGAAGACGUACCAACCCAGGACUACAUCGAGGUUCUCAAGGAUAUUCGAGUCGUGAUUAUGAUCUUCCAAUACAGUGCCUGCUUUGGAAGCCCCGCAGCAAUCAAGACUUACUUCCAGAUGGCGGCAGGUGAUGCGUCGGCUCUGGCUGGAGCGAACCUUUUUGCUCGAUCCCUUGGCGGAAUCACUAGCGACCUGAUGUACAAGCACUUUGCGUUCCGCGGGCGCAUUUGGGCCCAGUUCUUGGCGCUUUUCUUCGAAGCGUUGUUCCUGUUCGCGUUCGGCAAUGUCGAUAAUUCCCAACCUUGGUAUGUGGCAUUGGCCGUGCUGGUGUGCUUCUCCCUGUUUGUCCAGAUGGCCGAAGGGACUUCGUACGGUAUCGUGCCGUUCAUGAACAGGAAACAACUCGCGGUAGUGUCUGCGCUUGUGGGAGCUGGAGGGAACCUUGGUGCAGUGAUCGCGGGUUUCUGCUUCUACAAGCCCAUCCAGGAUGCAUUGACGCCAUUCAAAGUCCACGCCGGUUACGUCAUGUUCUGGGCGUUGCUGAGCCCGUGCUACUACUGGUCCGAGUACGGCGGGAUGUUUGUGGGCCCAGCAGCAACCUCCGAAAAGAGCAAAGGCCAGAUCAGCGACUCCGAGAUGUCAACAGAGGCACCAAGUGAGCGCUGUUAG
This is a messenger RNA of Symbiodinium pilosum, 1152 nucleotides long. The record is from the annotation of a GenBank genome assembly. Lineage: Eukaryota; Dinophyceae; Suessiales; Symbiodiniaceae.